AUGGCCGCUUUCUCCGUCAACGGCCAGCUUAUCCCAACGUCAUCAAGCUCCACUUCCAUCUCUCCUCACCGAAAACCCCUACCUCCCCACUCUCCUCGCCUCCCCCCUAUCUCCUCCUCCUCUCGCCUCCCAUCCAUAAAAUGCAGCAGUACCCGUAAAGAUACAGAAACCUCUCUCAUAAACCUAGCGAAGCCUCUCGCAGUAGCCUCCAUCUCCUCCGCAGCGGCCUCCUUCUUCCUAUUCCGGAUCUCUAAUCUCCCCUCCUUCCUAACCAACCUCGGAGGCGGAGGAGGAGGCGGUGGAGGAAAUUCCGGCGGAUUCGGUGGAGGCGGAGGCGGAGACGACGGCGGAUUUUGGGGGAAUUUAUUAUCUCCAGCGAUUGCGAUCGCCGACGAGGAACAAUCACAAUCAUCACCGGAUUGGGACUCUCACGGUUUACCAGGCAACAUAGUUGUCCAAUUAAACAAAUUAAGCGGUUUCAAAAAAUACAAAGUCUCCGACGUCAUUUUCUUCGAUAAGAGAACACAAUCCACAAUCGGAACCGACGACUCCUUCUUCGAGAUGGUAACAAUCCGUCCGGGAGGAGUCUACACGAAAUCUCAGCUCCAAAAUGAGCUCGAAACCCUAGCUACCUGCGGGAUGUUCGAGAAAGUCGAACUAGAAGGGAAGACGAAACCGGACGGGACAAUGGGAGUCACCAUCUCAUUCGUGGAGACCACGUGGCAAUCCGCGGAUAAGUUCAGGUGUAUCAACGUGGGCCUUAUGGCCCAGUCCAAGCCCGUAGAGAUGGAUGCCGACAUGACCGAUAAAGAGAGGUUGGAGUUACACAGGAGCAUGGAUAAGGAUUACAAGAGGAGGAUGGAUAGGGCCAGGCCGUGUUUGUUGCCCGGGGCUGUGUAUGGGGAGGUGAUGCAAAUGUUGAGGGAUCAAGGGAAACUUAGUGCGAGGCUGUUGCAGAAGAUUAGGGACCGUGUUCAGAAAUGGUAUUUGGAUGAAGGGUAUGCGUGUGCUCAGGUUGUGAAUUUCGGGAAUUUGAAUACUAAGGAGGUUGUUUGUGAGGUUGUGGAAGGGGAUAUUACUCAGGUUGUUGUUCAGUUUCAAGAUAAGCUGGGGAAUGUUAUUGAAGGGAAUACUAAUGCUGCUGUGGUGCGUAGGGAGUUGCCUAAGCAGCUUCGGCAAGGGUAUGUUUUCAACAUUGAAGCUGCGAGGGAAGCGCUGAGGACUAUUACCUCGUUGGGGCUGAUCUCUCAUAUUGAAGUGAAUCCGCGAGCAGAUGAGAAGAACGAAGGGGGAGUUGUCGUUGAGAUUAAAUUGAAAGAGUGUGAGCAGAAGUCAGCUGAAGUUAGUACUGAAUGGAGUAUUGUUCCUGGACGUGGAGGAGCUCCCACGCUGGCUUCAGUUCAGCCAGGUGGGUCUGUGACUUUCGAACAUCGAAACAUUCAGGGUCUUAACAGGUCUCUCAUGGGUUCAGUCACCACUAGCAACUUCUUGAAUCCUCAGGACGAUCUUUCGUUUAAGCUUGACUAUGUACAUCCAUAUCUGGACGGUGUUUACAAUCCUCGUAACCGUACAUUCAAAACGAGCUGCUUCAACAGCCGCAAACUUAGCCCAGUGUUCACUGGAGGACCAGGUGUGGAGGAAGUGCCACCAAUUUGGGUUGACCGAGCUGGUCUGAAAGCUAACAUAACUGAGAACUUCUCCCGUCAGAGCAAGUUUACAUAUGGGCUUGUGAUGGAGGAGAUAACAACUCGAGAUGAAAGCAGUCACAUCGCUGCAAAUGGGCAGAGACUACUACCUAGUGGUGGAAUCAGUGCUGAUGGACCUCCAACGACUCUCAGUGGUACUGGUAUUGACAGAAUGGCCUUUCUACAAGCCAACAUCACCCGUGACAACACCAAGUUUGUCAACGGGGCUGUUGUUGGUGAGAGGAACGUCUUUCAGGUGGAUCAAGGAUUGGGUAUUGGAAGCAAAUUCCCCUUAUUCAACCGUCACCAAUUGACCUUGACAAGAUUCAUUCAGCUGCAGCAGGUGGAAGAAGGUGAUGGGAAGCCACCGCCACCGGUUCUAGUCCUUCAUGGACAUUAUGGUGGCUGUGUUGGUGAUCUUCCAAGCUAUGACGCCUUUAUUCUCGGAGGUCCAUACUCUGUGCGUGGCUACAACAUGGGGGAGCUCGGUGCGGCGAGAAACAUCCUCGAGCUUGGAGCUGAGAUUAGAGUACCUGUGAAGAACACACAUGUGUAUGCAUUUGCUGAGCAUGGGAACGAUUUGGGAAGCUCCAAGGACGUGAAAGGGAACCCAACAGCAGUGUAUAGGAGAAUGGGACAAGGUUCAUCGUACGGUGUAGGAGUGAAGUUGGGUUUGGUAAGAGCUGAGUAUGCUGUAGAUCACAACAAUGGAACUGGUGCUCUCUUCUUCCGUUAUGGAGAGAGGUAUUAAGGUGUAAUGAGAAGUAAGGUUUAGACUUUCUGCAUUUUUUUUCUCCUUUUUUUGGAUCUUUUAAUCCUUUUUCUUUUCUUUCUCAUAAUUGCUUAAUGUUAAUGUUAAGUGUUUGAGUCAAGUGUUGAGAAUCGGGAAAGAGUUUCUUCUUUGAGAUUUGUGUUAAGUUGAACCCCUAAAAAUUUUCUAUUAUUUUAUAAAUAUAACAAAAAUUCUG
Messenger RNA from Eruca vesicaria subsp. sativa (arugula), 2653 nucleotides. NCBI's taxonomy places the organism in Eukaryota, Viridiplantae, Streptophyta, Magnoliopsida, Brassicales, Brassicaceae. The record is from the annotation of a GenBank genome assembly.